This is a messenger RNA of Clarias gariepinus (North African catfish), 2706 nucleotides long. It is a transcript of the gene ankha, whose product is annotated as ANKH inorganic pyrophosphate transport regulator a. Bases 348 to 1853 code for a protein of 501 amino acids. Gene Ontology annotation, biological process: phosphate ion transmembrane transport. The record is from RefSeq and is a predicted model, not a curated record. Gene Ontology annotation, cellular component: membrane. Gene Ontology annotation, molecular function: phosphate transmembrane transporter activity. NCBI's taxonomy places the organism in Eukaryota, Metazoa, Chordata, Actinopteri, Siluriformes, Clariidae. The transcript is spliced from 12 exons.
CUUAGUGUGACUCGGGUGCUAUGAGUUGUUCUUUACACGUAUAACUUAGAAAGGGAAGCUGUGUGUUCAGUGUUGUCUCUGGACCGGUUUUUAAUCCGUUACUUUUUGCGUGCCGAUGUGUUGAGGAUUAAUUGUUAAUAAUAUAUAUUUUUUUCGGGAUGACCUUCUGUGUUCCGCCGCUACCAAGCGUCCUGCGUGAUGAUCCAAGGAGGAACGUUACUUACUGUAGCUAGCUAGCGGAGUUCUAGUGAUAUCCAGCUCCUUGCUGGUUAUUAAUUACCGGCUCGACUCAAAUGUAAGCCGACAUUUUUUUAAAUAGCUGUAUAUAUCUAUAUAUUGCUAGAAUCAUGGUGGAGCUGGCCAGUCUCACUGCUUAUUGGCCUCUCAUCCGAUUCCUGGUUCCUCUCGCUAUUACCAACAUAGCCAUCGAUUUUGGGGAGCAGGCUCUGAACAGAGGAAUCGCAUCAGUAAAAGGGGACCGUGUGGAGAUGCUGGCCAGCUACGGUUUGGCCUACUCGCUAAUGAAGUUCUUUACGGGGCCUAUGAGUGACUUUAAGAGUGUUGGAUUGGUGUUGGUCCACAGCAGGAAGGACAGAAGAAAAGCAGUGCUGUGUAUGUUUGUAGCUGGUGUUAUAGCCAUGAUCCUGCAUAUUCUCAUAGCUUACACAGAUCUCGGAUUUUACAUCAUCAACAAGCUCCACCAUGUGGACGAAUCGGUUGGAAGCAAGACACGGAAGGCGUUCCUUUAUCUUGCAGUGUUCCCCUUGCUGGAUGCCAUGGCGUGGAUUCAUGCUGGCAUCCUUCUAAAGCAUAAAUACAGCAUGCUGGUGGGGUCCGCCUCCAUCUCUGACGUUGUAGCGCAGAUCUUGUUUGUGACGAUCCUGCUCCACAGCCACCUGGAGUGUGUGGAACCCUUGCUCAUUCCAAUCCUGUCUUUGUACAUGGGCGCACUGGUGCGCUUUAGCAUUGUGGGAUUGGGCUACUACUGCAACAUUCAUGACAACUUAUCUGACUCCAACAGCCAGGACAUGGGGGGAGAUACUAGCAUCAGAAAGAUGUUGAGCUUCUGGUGGCCACUGGCACUCAUAUUGGCCACCCAGAGGAUCAGCAGGCCUAUUGUCAACCUGUUUGUGUCACGAGACCUUAAAGGCAGCACUGCUUCCACAGAGGCUGUAGCAGUGCUCACAGCCACUUACCCAGUGGGACACAUGCCCUACGGUUGGCUAACUGAACUACGAGCCAUCUUUCCAGCAUUCGACAAGAAUAAUGCAACCAACAAGUUAGCCGCUGGUGCUGGAGUGACAAAAUCCCAUAUCACGAAGUUCACCUUAGCAUGCUUUACCCUCUCUGUAACGCUCUGCUUCAUAGUGUUCUGGACCCCUGGUGUGUCUGAGCUGAUCCUGGUCGGUGUAAUUGGAGUGGAUGAGAGUUUCGCUCAGCUCUGCACUGUUCCUCUCCGGAUAUUCUCCUUCUUCCCUGUUCCAGUGACCAUUCGAGCUCAUAUGACUGGCUGGUUGAUGACUCUAAGGAAGACGUUUGUCCUGGCCCCUAGCUCUGUGCUGAGGAUAGUCGUGCUCAUCGCUAGUCUAAUAGUGCUUCCCUACAUGGGUGUGCACGGUGCUACAUUAGGAGUGGGCUCACUACUGGCCGGUUUCCUCGGAGAAGCCAUAAUGGUGGCAGCUGGUGCAUGUUAUGUGUAUCGACAGCAGAGAACAAAUUCAGAGGCAGAGCUAGCCAUACAGGCUGACGACUCUGCCCCGAUGAGCGACGUCACAUCCACAACCGAGAUAGACGACGUCCAAGAGGUGGAUGAGCAAGAAGAACAGGAUGGGAAGAUGGAAGUAGUGAACUAAGAGAAAUGAAUGUAAAGAGAAACCUGAUGAGAUCCAAUACUCCUGAAACCAAAUACCAAGACUGCGAGCUGUCAGUGCAGCGUUUCUGCUCAGACCUAAACUGAUGUCUGCUGCAGCACUUUUCUUUAAUUUAAUUUUUUUUUUUUGCACUGAAGUCCUUUAGAGUCUCUGCUCUCUUGGCAGCCAAUAACUGAACGUUUUGCUGAUUUCAGCUGUACUAUAUCCGGGAGUGGCUGAAAGAUGGUUUCUCUCUCUGCUUCACAACAACUCGUCCAAAACAACACCCAAGGCCGACUUAUUGCACGGAGAGAGACAAUCUGGCACAAAUGCACGUUCACUGACCUUUGGCACAGUGAACCAUGUGGCCUGCUGCAGUACGGGCCUUAAAAUGCACAAUAUCUGUUAUUGCACAAUGUUUGUUAACGCACAAAAGACUCUCAAUGUAUUAGAUAUCUAAAGCUUUUAUGAAAAAAAAAUAAAAUAAAUUUAGCUAUUCAGGGAAAUGCACAAAGGAAAUGCGUAUAUCAAUAUUGUUUAUUUUUAUAUGCCGAACUUGUCCUAUUUAGUGUCCCGUGAUUAAAGAGAGGCGCAUGGAUUAUUUAUUUGGGUGUAUAUAGAUAUAGAUUUCGUUUAAUGCCAGAAACCUUCUGUGGUAAAGAAAGCUUUCUGACAUCCGCUUAGACAGAAAUCUACAGACUGAAAAUGCAAGAUCAUGGAGAGUUCAAUUUUAAUCACAUAAAAUGUUUAAUAUUUUCAACAACUUUGUAGUUUGGAAAUGAUGCAUUUAUAAGGGUGUUUUUAUAAACUAUACAAAUUCUCAUAAAACUCUAAUAAAGAUCUUUUUUUUUAUAUA